Geodia barretti is the source of this 1203-nucleotide messenger RNA. Lineage: Eukaryota; Metazoa; Porifera; Demospongiae; Tetractinellida; Geodiidae. The record is from the annotation of a GenBank genome assembly.
AUGAGUGAUCGCUUGACAGCCGCGAGGUUGCCGCCACUGCUGAUUGCCCUGUCAUUGCUCGUGGUUUUGGCUGGCUGCAACCGCGUGAGCGCCGUCGCCACGGAGCCGAUCCCGCCGGGCGAUCAAUUGCCCGCCGAACUGGGCCCCGUGGCAGAGGCGUACCGCAUCCUGUUGGACGACCACGUCGACCACGAAGUGCUGGAACCAGGCAACCUGUCGGCAGGGGCUAUCCGCGGCAUGCUGGCCGCCCUGGACGACCCACACGCUUCAUAUCUCACCGCAGAACAGCACUCCCGAGAUCAGGAAGGCUACAGAGGUUACUUUGAGGGCAUCGGGGCGCAGGUCACGCUGACAGAAGCGGGUCUAACGGUGAUUGCCCCGAUUCCCGGGGCGCCGGCCGAGGAGGCCGGCAUUCGCGCGGGAGACCUGAUCUUAUCGGUGGAUGGGCAAGACAUUGAGGGAUUGACGCUGGUCGAGUCGGUGAACCUUAUACGGGGGCCCGGCGGUACCGAGGUUACGCUGCUGGUGAGACACGUGGGGGAAUUCGAAGACGCGAGCAUCACGGUGACCAGGGGGCGCAUUCCGAUCGAGAGCACCGCGUUUCGUAUGCUGGAAGACGGGAUUGGCCACCUCUGGAUCUACAGUUUCUCCAAUACCACAGAAGAAGAAGUGCGGCGGGCGAUGGAUGAGCUGGAGGCCGCGGGCGGGCGCGGUUUGAUACUGGACUUGCGAAACAAUCCUGGGGGUCUGUUGGCGUCGGUGAUCAGUGUUACCGAUCUGUUUUUGGAUAGUGGAACGAUCCUGUACGAGAUUGACGCCGACGGCGACCGGAACGACUACGAGGCGGUCCGGCGAGGACCGGCCACCGACGUGCCGCUGGUGGUGAUCGUCAACCAGUUUUCGGCCAGCGCGAGCGAAAUCAUGGCCGGCGCGAUUCAAACCAGCGGGCGCGCAAUAGUGGUGGGAUCGAGCACCUUCGGCAAGGGCAGCGUCAACAUUGCCCGCGAGCUGUCCGAUGGUUCGGCGAUCUACUUCACCAUCCGCCGGUGGUACCUGUCGGACGGCACUCAGAUAGAAGGCGAGGGGGUCACCCCAGACAUCGAGAUUGAAGCUGAGGCGCAUCCUCUACCCAUAGAAUUCGAGCAAGAUGUUGCGCUGAAACGCGCUUUUGAGGUUCUAGACGAGCAAAUUGCCGUGCGAUAA